AUGAGCGACGCAGUAGACACCGUUCUCGAAUCCAUUCCCAACCCCGCCGCCGUCCUCGACACCCCGAAAUCAUCUUUCAUCUCCAAUGCAAAAUCCUUCGCAUCGGGCGGUUUCGGCGGUAUCUGCGCCGUCCUCGUCGGUCACCCCUUCGACCUCGUCAAAGUACGAAUGCAGACCGCCGCGCCGGGCGUUUAUAAGGGCGCUCUCGAUGUAGUCAAGCAGACCAUCGCAAAGAGUGGUGCGACGGGUUUGUAUGCGGGUGUUGGUGCGCCAUUGGCGGGUGUUACCCCGAUUUUCGCGGUUUCGUUCUGGGGAUACGAUGUUGGAAAGAGACUAGUCCGUCAAUACCACGGAUACGAUGAGAAGGCUCAGCUCUCCACGACCGAUAUGGCAAUCGCUGGAUUCUUCUCCGCGGUACCCAUGACUAUCCUCACAGCCCCCUUCGAGCGCGUCAAGGUCCUCCUCCAAAUUCAGGGUUCGGGAUCUGAGAAGAAGUAUAACGGUUCAUUUGACGUCAUGAGGAAGCUCUACCAGGAGGGUGGUCUCCGCUCCGUUUUCCGUGGAUCCUUUGCUACGCUCGCGCGUGAUGGACCCGGGUCCGCGGCAUACUUCGCUACCUACGAAAUCCUCAAGAAGAAGUUGACCCCAGAAGACGCUGAGGCACCUCCAUUGAGUGCUAUCAUCAUGGCUGGUGGAAGUGCUGGUAUUGCUAUGUGGACAUUGGUGUUCCCUAUCGACACCAUCAAGUCCCAGUUGCAGUCUGGUGAGGCGAGGAGCUUGAGCCAGGUCUGCAGCACCCUCUACAGAAAUGGCGGUAUCAAGGCUUUCUUCCCUGGUAUCGGACCGGCAUUGUUGAGGUCUUUCCCUGCGAACGCGGCUACGUUCGCCGGUGUUGAGUUUGCUGGUCGUUUCUUGGACACCCUUAUUUAA
Molecule: messenger RNA, 930 nt
Organism: Saitoella complicata NRRL Y-17804
Lineage: Eukaryota; Fungi; Ascomycota; Saitoellomycetes; Saitoellales; Saitoellaceae
Product: mitochondrial carrier
Exons: 2
Coding region: 1-930 (309 amino acids)
Biological process (GO): mitochondrial transport; carnitine transmembrane transport
Cellular component (GO): mitochondrial envelope
Molecular function (GO): O-acyl-L-carnitine transmembrane transporter activity
Source: RefSeq, a predicted model, not a curated record